Molecule: messenger RNA, 852 nt
Organism: Rubroshorea leprosula
Lineage: Eukaryota; Viridiplantae; Streptophyta; Magnoliopsida; Malvales; Dipterocarpaceae
Source: the annotation of a GenBank genome assembly
CACGAGCUUGUGGUUUGUACUUUGAAAAGAUACAAGAAGAUGGCAGAUGCAAUGACAACAGAAGCGCCCAAGGCGCCGGUGACACGCGAAAGGAAAAUCAGAGCAGACUUGGAAACGAAGCUCCCAAAGCCCUAUUUGGCUAGAGCGUUGGAAGCUACGGAUGCUGACCAACCGAAUGGAACGCCUGGACGUAAUAACAAUGGAAUGUCUGUUCUUCAACAACAUGUAGCAUUUUUUGAUCAAGACAACAAUGGAAUCAUUUACCCUUGGGAGACAUAUAGAGGUUUUCGUGCAAUUGGUUUCAAUCUGAUUCUCUCUUUUCUCUUGGCAAUUGGGACCCAUGGACUUUUGAGUUACCGAACACAGCCUGGUUGGUUGCCAUCUCCUCUUUUCACCAUUUAUAUUGAGAACAUACACAAAUCCAAGCAUGGAAGUGAUUCCGCAACAUAUGACACCGAAGGAAGGUUUAUGCCAGUGAACUUUGAGAACAUAUUCAGUAAAUAUGCAAAAACAGUGCCUGAUAAAUUAAGCUUCAAAGAGAUUUGGCAUAUGACUGAAGCAAACCGCGUUGCAAAUGAUUUCGUUGGCUGGUUUGCGGCAAAAGCAGAAUGGAUACUUCUAUACAUUCUUGCUAGAGAUCAUGAAGGAUUUCUGUCCAAAGAAGAUGCAAGACGGUGUUUUGAUGGAAGCUUGUUUGAUUAUCAUGCCAAAAUGAACAAGGGUGGGGACAGCAAGAGGAGUUGAAGCUGCAACCAUGAUCAGCACGAUAACAGGAUGUAAAAGUUGACAUAUUACUUUGUGACUUACACAUAUUUUAAAUGUUAAUGUUGCUAAUAAAAUUAUUUAAAUAUU